AUGAUCGAGACACGACUCUCGAAAUGUCAUUUUCUUUCUUUCUUCAUUAAUAAUUUUCCAAACAACCACUUUUGGACUGCUCUUUCCAAAUCUUGUGCCAAACAAAUAACCCUCUCAAUCCAAAAUCCCGAGAUAUUGAUCAAGGUGUUGGAGGAAACAAAGGUGAAAUGGAUUCCAGGUCGCGAGGGGACGCUCCGUUUGAUCCAUCGACCCUGCGAGAAAACACCACCGAUAGACGAGAUUUUAUGUAAAGUGUUUGCCGGAAUUCGAUCGUUGAAGAAAAAUGAUGACGAGAAGUUUUUUGCUGCGAGAUUCAGUGAAACGAAAGGAAUAUUUUGGAAAGUCAAGCUCGAGCCCUCGUACGAAAAGGGGAAGAUCAGAGAAAUGGAGGUGAGAAUGAGGAUGAUGACUCAAUCAGAACUAGCGAGAAGAGGAUCCUCUUAUCAAAUCCGUGCGGGAACUCUUUUCAAUUCAUCUACAAAAUCCAAU
Molecule: messenger RNA, 489 nt
Organism: Mesorhabditis belari
Lineage: Eukaryota; Metazoa; Nematoda; Chromadorea; Rhabditida; Rhabditidae
Source: the annotation of a GenBank genome assembly